Molecule: messenger RNA, 2686 nt
Organism: Ictidomys tridecemlineatus (thirteen-lined ground squirrel)
Lineage: Eukaryota; Metazoa; Chordata; Mammalia; Rodentia; Sciuridae
Gene: Arhgap9
Product: Rho GTPase activating protein 9
Biological process (GO): regulation of GTPase activity; signal transduction
Cellular component (GO): cytoplasm
Molecular function (GO): protein binding
Source: RefSeq, a predicted model, not a curated record
CCUCCCCCUCCCCUUCUCCCCCACCACUUCUCUUAGAAGGAUGUCCUUUUGCCUGGAAGCAGCCAGUCCUGCUUCCUUCUGCAUCUCCAGCUUACCCUUUUCCCAUAGGUGACAGUGCUGACCACAAUGCUUUCUGGCCGGUGGUGGCCAAGUACCUGGGGGAAUCUAGGGUUGGGGACCAGAAACCCCUCUCAGGGAUCCCAGCUGUGUGCCCUCUAUGCCUUUACUUAUACUGGGGCAGAUGGCCGGCAGGUGUCUCUGGCUGAAGGAGACAGGUUCCUACUGCUUCGAAAGACCAACUCAGACUGGUGGUUGGCAAGGCGCCUGGGAGCACCCUCUACCUCUCGACCCAUCUUUGUCCCAGCUGCCUACGUGACAGAGGAAUCUGUCCCUUCACAGAGCACAACCAUCAUUACACCCAGCCAAUCUCUCUGGACUCCUGGGCCAAAGUUGUUUCGUGGCUCCCUGGAGAAGGUGCACCUAUCUCAGGCACACCAGCCUACAUCAGAGCAGCCUCCUCCACUUCCCCCGAAAAUGUGUAGAAGUGUCAGUGUGGCCAAUUUGAGGCCCAGCCUCCUAAAGCCCCUCCAGGAAAGGCCAAAUGGAAGAUCCUUCUCCCAGGAAGACUUGCUGUCAAAGACCAGUGCCAAUAUGGCAGAACCCCAACCCCUCAUGUCAGAGGCCCCUGUGUACUGUAACCUGGUGGACCUUCGCAGCUGUCCUCGGUCCCCACCCCCAGUCCCUGCAUGCCCGCCACUGCAGAGGCUGGACGCCUGGGAGCAGCACCUGGACCCCAACUCUGGACGCUGCUUCUACAUAAAUUCUCUGACUGGCUGCAAGUCCUGGAAGCCCCCACGCCGCAGUCGCACUCAAGACACGAACUCUGGCUCAAUGGAGGGGAUCCAGACCCUGAAUAGGGACAAUGGUGUCCUGCAACCUCAGGCAAAGGGCUCAGGAUCUGACACAGGGAACCUGGAACUGCUUGACUCACAGGGUUCACCCUCCCUCAGCCAAGGCACCUCCCAGUUUGUCCCCUCAGACCAGCCUCCAGCUUUGCAUUCUCCUAGAGCUCUGCCACAGCUCCUGGACGACCCCCAUGAGGUGGAAAAGUCAGGCCUUCUCAACAUGACCAAGAUUGCCCAAGGGGGGCGCAAGCUCAGGAAGAACUGGGGCCCGUCUUGGGUGGUGUUAGCUGGUAACAGCCUGGUGUUCUACCGAGAUCCUCCACCGCCAACUGCACCCUCUUCAGGCUGGAUGAGUGGGCCAGCGGGUAGCCGGCCCGAAAGCAGUGUGGACCUGCGUGGGGCGGCCCUGGCACACGGCCGCCACCUGUCCAGCCGGCGCAACGUCCUGCACAUCCGCACAGUCCCUGGCCACGAGUUCCUGUUGCAGUCAGAUCAAGAGACAGAGCUUCGAGCCUGGCACCACGCGCUGCGGGCUGUCAUCGAGCGGCUGGAGCGAGAGAACCCGCUGGAGCUGCGACUGUCGGGCUCCGGACCUGCAGAGCUGGCGGAGCUGAGCGCCGGAGAGGAUGAAGAAGAGGACUCUGAGCCAGUGCCCAAGCCGUUUUUGCGGCUCAGCGGCCGCCGGAGCUCCAGUAUGGGGCGGGUCAGGGGAGAGGAUCCUUGGAUCCUAGAUCCUGCGUUUGCUAUCAGGCUCUUACUCUAUCUGCCUCCAACAGGUCGGUGUCCGGAAGGCACUGAGCAGAACCGCGUGCGGAACAAGCUGAAGCGGCUAAUCGCCAAGAGACCGCCCUUGCAAAGCCUUCAGGAGCGGGGUCUGCUCAGGGACCAGGUAUUUGGCUGCCAGUUGGAAUCACUGUGCCAGCGGGAAGGAGACACGGUGCCCAGCUUUGUACGUCUCUGCAUUGCUGCUGUGGAUAAACGAGGUCUAGAUGUGGAUGGCAUUUACCGAGUGAGCGGGAACUUGGCAGUGGUUCAGAAACUUCGCUUUCUGGUGGACCGAGAACGGGCAGUCACCUCUGAUGGGAGGUAUAUGUUCCCAGAAAAUCCAGGACAAGAAGGCCGGUUAGAUUUGGACAGUGCUGAGUGGGAUGAUAUUCAUGUGGUCACCGGAGCCCUGAAACUUUUUCUCCGGGAGCUACCCCAGCCUCUGGUCCCCCCAAUGCUGCUGCCCCAUUUUCGUGCUGCCCUUGCACUUUCUGAAUCAGAGCAGCGCCUCUCUCAAAUACAAGAAUUAGUAGACUCAAUGCCAAAGCCAAACCAUGAUACUCUGCGGUACCUCCUGGAGCAUUUAUGCAGGGUAAUAACACACUCAGAUAAGAACCGCAUGACCCCUCACAACCUGGGAAUUGUGUUUGGACCAACCCUCUUUCGACCAGAGCAGGAGACAUCUGAUCCUGCAGCCCAUGCACUCUACCCUGGGCAGCUGGUCCAGCUGAUGCUCACCAACUUCGCCAGCCUCUUCCCCUGACUCAGGCAAGAAAGAGGACAUGAUUUCUUCCAAUGAUCUGUAGGCUAGCCUUUUGUGUGUGGGGGUGUUCUGUUUUGAGGACAUGCAUAUAAACCCUGUCUCCCAGAUAACCCUCUUUAUCUUCUUGAGUCUCACCUGAGGGGUUGGGAUUGGGUGAGGGAACCCUCUAAAAAGGAAAGUGGGAAGAUGAACCCCCACUUCUCUUCUUGCUCCCCUCCCCAAGAUAACACAUAAAACACCAUUUUUUUUCUGA